AGCGAGGAGGAAGUGCGAGGGAGAAGAGGAAGAUGCGGGGAAGCGAACUCGUUAAUGGCGAAAAAAAUUGGGGGCUUAAUUCGCCUUAAAUUAAUGUAGGGAUUCGGCUUCUAGGGUUUCGUUGCUCGGAUCCCCUUUUACGAUUAGGGUUUCGAUGGCGACGGCGACGAUGGUGACGGCGGCGGGGAUGGCGAUGCUGCUCUACUACGUGCUGAGCCGGAGAAUGGCGCCGAAGGAGGCGGAGGAGGAGCGGAUCGGUGGCGGCGGCGGAGAUCUCUCGAAGCCGGGGCGGGCGCGGCGGCGGCGGGUGGCGCGGAGACCGUCGCAGCCCCCCUCGACGUGGAGGGAGGCGGUGGCAACGCUUGCGGGAACGCUUAGGUUUACCUACUCGGAAACCCUAGGGAAGUGGCCGAUCGGGGAUUUGGCGUUCGGGAUUAAGUAUCUGAUGAGGCGACAAGGCAAUGUGCAUGUUGCAAGUGUAUAUGCUGGAAAUAACUGUGUGCAACUACGAGGCCCAGAUAUAAUGGCUGAGUUGAUUUAUCUUCUGAAAUUAUUAAAUCUAUGCUUUCUCUUCUCAAAGAAGCCAUUCCUAGUGUUCUUGGAGACUGCUGGAUAUUCCCAGGAAGAUGUUCUUAUUCAUGAGCCUAAGGCGGGGCUUUUGAAGCCUGCUUUCACAAUUUUACGCGAUGAGAAUUCCAAGUGUUUUCUCCUUUUGGUUCGAGGCACCCACAGUAUCAAGGAUACACUGACUGCUGUGACUGGUGCUGUGGUUCCUUUCCACCAUUCACUUUUAGAUGAAAGUGGUGUUAGCAAAUUAGUAUUGGGGUAUGCGCAUUGUGGUAUGGUUGUUGCAGCCCGUUGGAUUGCAAAAUGUACUAUUCCAUGUCUCAGGAAUGCAGUUAGUCAAUUUCCAGACUACAAAAUCAAGAUUGUUGGGCAUUCGUUGGGUGGUGGCACUGCUGCUCUCUUAACAUAUAUUCUGCGAGAACACAAAGAAUUCUUUUCAACCACUUGUGUUGCAUUUGCACCAGCUGCUUGCAUGACGUGGGACUUGGCAGAAUCUGGCAAGCAUUUUAUCACCACCAUUAUCAAUGGCACUGAUCUUGUUCCUACAUUCUCCACUGCCUCAAUUGAUGAUCUCCGUUCUGAGGUGACGGCAUCUUCAUGGUUAAACGAUCUCAAGGAUCAAGUGCAACAAACACGUUUCCUAAAUGUCGUCUACCGUUCUGUUUCUAGUGCUCGAGAUAAGGUGGCAGGAGCUGGCACGCUGCUACGUCCCGUCUCCAGCAAAACUCAGGUUGUUAUGAGGCAGGCACAAAAUGUUGCACAGGCUGUCGUUAGGAGCCGAUCAACAUUCUCUUCGUGGUCAUGCAUCGGCGCUCGCCGCCGUUCUGUUGGCUCAGUUGCAAACUCUAAAGAGGAGACAACUACUGAAACCUUGACUCUGCUUCAGCACGGAACCACUGAGGAAUUGGUGGGUGAACUGCAGUUUGAUAUUUCUAGGGUUUCCGACCAUGAGGAAAUUGAUAUUUAUAGGGCUUCCGACCACGAGGAGACAGAGGAAGAAGCACUUCUACAAGAAAGCGUAGUCACUACUGUUUCCACCACCGAAGAAAUCACCGAAGGUGAACUGUGGUUGGAGUUGGAAAAAGAACUUAAACAGCAAGAAGAAGCUAAUUCCCAAGCUCGAGAAGAACAAGCUGCUGCUGCAAAAGAGCAUAUUGAAGAAGAAGCAGCCGCAGUUUUGAAAGCAGUCGACGAAAAGAAAUCCAUCUCCGCAGAUGCCCUAGAAGGGCAACAGUUAUAUCCUCCGGGUAGGAUUAUGCACAUGGUCGCUUUGCCACCGGCGGAUUCCGACCCUAAUGAAAACAUUGUGAUCAAUGAAUGCGACAUCGGUUUAUACGUAACACCGAGAGAGCUUUACAGUAAGAUCCGGCUCUCCAAAACUAUGAUUAACGAUCAUUAUAUGCCUAUGUAUAGGAAGAUGAUGGAACUGCUCAUUGACAAGCUCGCCGUUGAGGAUGAUGGUCGUAAGGAUAGUCAAAUGUGAAUGAUUCGAUAUAAUAUAUUUGCAGGUAAAAGCAACAUGUUGUUGUCCUAACUUCAAACUAACCAGCUUGAUGUAAUAUGUUCAGCUAAUUGAAUUGCAAAUUAAUGAUGAAAUGAAAUGCUAAAUAGUUGUCAAUUCUUGAA
Messenger RNA from Ananas comosus (pineapple), 2193 nucleotides. RefSeq lists its product as uncharacterized. The coding region runs from base 155 to 2050 and encodes 631 amino acids. NCBI's taxonomy places the organism in Eukaryota, Viridiplantae, Streptophyta, Magnoliopsida, Poales, Bromeliaceae. Gene Ontology annotation, biological process: lipid catabolic process. The transcript is spliced from 7 exons. The record is from RefSeq and is a predicted model, not a curated record.